Messenger RNA from Cricetulus griseus (Chinese hamster), 4950 nucleotides. Lineage: Eukaryota; Metazoa; Chordata; Mammalia; Rodentia; Cricetidae. The record is from RefSeq and is a predicted model, not a curated record.
GCCUGGAAAUGGCUCCGCUGAUGCUCCUCGAGAGAACGAAUCGAUCCUUCCCAGCCUUUUCUGCUUGCUCUCCACCGCCUCUCCGCUCCGAGUCUUAGGAGGACGAACAUUCAAAGGACAGAUUCCGAUGUGGUGUGCUGUGCACAUCGCGAGCGGCCGCGGUUUGCACUUGAGAUUUUUUUCUUUAUAAUUUUUUUUUUUAAGUGUAAGCGAAGGCAGACAGUGGCAUUGCUGCCUGUAGGAUUUUUAUUAAAGUGCACGUCGCGUUGGGUUGCACGCUCCACCCCUAGGGACCUGGUGUGGUGAAAUUUGAACCCACCGCCUUAGCCCAGAGAAGGCCGAGUUACCUGGCUCCCUGGAGUGUCGAGAGGACGUGAGCGAAAUGACCAGCGAACUCGUUUUUUAUAAGACUCGGUGAAGCUGGGUUUUGCGUUUACCUACAUGUACACUGAUUUUAUGGAAUAGUUGAGUGCUAUAUUCUCCGCGCAACCUUUUCAAAUUCCAAAUAAGCAAAUGUUUGAACGCUUUGGUAUCAGCGCGAGUGAAUUCCUUUUACCGACAAGAACUAACUGAAUUGUCAGCAUCGUUGAAUUACCUCCGGAAAAGAUCUCGGGGGUGGAAAAGCAGCUGCAAAAUAACAGACGGAGAAAAUUCCUUGGAAGUUAUUUCUGUAGCAUAAGAGCAGAAACUUCAGAGCAAGUUUUCAUUGGGCAAAAUGGGGGAACAACCUAUCUUCAGCACUCGAGCUCAUGUCUUCCAGAUUGACCCAAACACAAAGAAGAACUGGGUACCCACCAGCAAGCAUGCAGUUACUGUAUCUUAUUUUUAUGACAGCACAAGAAAUGUAUAUAGGAUAAUCAGUUUAGAUGGCUCAAAGGCAAUAAUAAAUAGCACCAUCACUCCAAACAUGACAUUUACUAAAACAUCUCAAAAGUUUGGCCAGUGGGCUGAUAGCCGGGCAAAUACUGUUUAUGGAUUGGGAUUCUCCUCUGAGCAUCAUCUUUCCAAAUUUGCAGAAAAGUUUCAGGAAUUUAAAGAAGCUGCUCGUCUUGCAAAGGAGAAGUCACAGGAGAAGAUGGAACUGACCAGUACACCUUCACAGGAAUCAGCAGGUGGAGAUCUUCAGUCUCCUUUAACACCAGAAAGCAUCAAUGGGACAGAUGACGAAAGAACACCUGAUGUGACACAGAACUCAGAGCCAAGGGCUGAACCAGCUCAGAAUGCAUUGCCAUUUGCACAUAGUGCUGGGGAUCGAACCCAGGGCCUCUCCCAUGCUAGUUCAGCAAUCAGCAAGCACUGGGAGGCUGAACUAGCUACCCUCAAAGGAAACAAUGCCAAACUCACUGCAGCCCUGUUGGAGUCCACUGCCAAUGUGAAGCAAUGGAAGCAACAACUAGCUGCAUAUCAGGAGGAAGCCGAGCGGCUGCACAAGCGGGUCACUGAGCUUGAAUGUGUUAGUAGUCAAGCAAAUGCUGUGCACACCCACAAGGCAGAACUAAAUCAGACAGUCCAAGAGCUGGAAGAGACACUGAAAGUGAAGGAGGAGGAAAUUGAAAGGUUAAAACAAGAAAUCGAUAAUGCCAGAGAACUCCAAGAACAGAGGGACUCUCUGACUCAGAAACUACAGGAAGUUGAAAUUCGAAAUAAAGACCUGGAGGGGCAGCUGUCUGACCUAGAGCAGCGCCUGGAGAAGAGCCAGAGUGAGCAGGAAGCCUUCCGAAGUAACCUGAAGACGCUCUUAGAAAUCCUGGAUGGGAAAAUAUUUGAACUAACAGAAUUGCGAGAUAAUUUAGCCAAACUACUAGAAUGCAGCUAAGGAGAGUGAAAUUUCAGUGCCAAUUGAUGAAAAUAUACUGUCUGUCUUCGUAGGACUGUUUGGGUUCUGCACCAAGAUUGCACAAAAUUUUUUGAAUAUUUUUCCUCCAGGAGGAGGGUGUUUUGAAAAUUGGAAUUGUAUAUUUCAUUAUAAAUUUUAGAAUUUAGCUUGUAGCUAGUUGGGGAGAAAAAGACAUGAAAAACUUGAACUACAAAUUACCUCCAUGUAUAUUGGCCAUAGUUAACUAGAAAGUUAUAAGUAAACACUUAAUGCAAUCAACCCCCCCAUUAGCCAAUGGAAAAAUUAACAAUAUCUGGGUCCUUUCUCCUUUUUUUGUUCAACACAGUGAAGAUUAUCUGCUUUUUAAAUUAAUUUAUUUAUGAUAUCUACAGCUGUGUUUGUGCAAAAACUUAGUAAUGAGAGCCCUGUCUUUUGUUGUUAUCUGAAUAAUUUCUCAGGAUAUUUUUGCACUGCUGAGAAGCAGGGCCAUUACCAAUUAAUUCUUGCCAGGUGUGGGAGAGAGCUACGUCUUUAACUGAAAAGCCCUAUAAAUGGGUGUCUGCAAUUCCUCCUCUUUGUACUUGGAGUCUUUCACUCAAAUGGCUCCUCCGGUACAUUCUGCUGUUCUCCAAUCUUGUCUGCUGUAUAGUUUACUUUUCCAUAUUGAUUCGUGUAUUUAUGAAAAGAUACUGUCUCCCACUUUAUUACACAUUUUAAAGCCAAUUAAACAAAGGCAGCUGAGUCCCUCAGAUAUUUUUCUUUUUAAAUUUAUAGUAAAUUUGACACACACAACUGAAAUACAGCAGUCUGUCCUUAGUGGUUUAGGCUAGCAAUGUUAAGUAUAUUUACAGAAAAUAUGCAGUUACAGUUAUUUAUAUAUUUGGCAAGAAAUCUUUUCUGAGUGAUCAAUGAAUUCAAUUUAUGAAAAAAUAGUGGUUAUGGGGGCACUGUUUAUUAUACAUAAUUUUAAGGUGUAUAGCUGAUUUCAAGGAGGUCCACUUCCACCUAGCAGCCAAUCAGAGGACUGUAUCUAAAUUGUGAUCGUGGCAGAUGGGUCUUCACUGAAACCAUGUCUUUAUUCAAACUUCACAAGGCAAUAUUUUGAACUGUUAACUAGGCAUUUCCAGACAGGAAAUACCUUCAACAGGCUCUUCGCCGGAGAGCAGGUUUUAGUGUUGUUUUGAUGUAAUUUUAAGACAUUUAGCAAACAUGCAUUUCUUUAUAUGAUACAUUUCUUUCACAAAGCUAUUUUAAAAGCAAGCCAAGUGCUGUCUGCUCUGCCUGAGUAGGAAUCGCAUCGGAAUACGUAUAUUCUUGCUGUACAAUGCCUGUGAUGUUGAAGAGGGUUCUUUUUAGUGUAUGCUUGAGUACCUAACUCUGGAGUCAAUGAAUGCACUGAUUUUUUUGUUUGUACCCCAAAUGAUUGAAUUGUUAAGUACAAAGUAAGCAGAUUAACCCAUUUUUUUCACUCAUAAACAGAUUCUUAGUAAUGAUUUUGUUUUAUAUUUAUGUGUAUGUAUGUAAAUACAUACAUAUAUAUCAAUUUAUAUUAGAGUGAAAAAUAAAUGGUUUGUUUCUAAAGUUAGUUUCAACAGUGAGGUGUCUCUGAAAAAUCUGUAUCAGACACUUAAUCAUUAUGUAUUAUAUGUCCUAUAACAUCAUGCCAAUCACCCCAUCUAUUUUAGGGUAUUUUUCUUACCUGUUUAUUAUAGAGAGAAUAAUUUAGGUACACAUGCUCAGAGCUGAGAUAUUUCUCUGAUAAAUCAGGUAAUAAAAUUUAUGCGAUGGAUAGAAUUUUGAAAACAGAUAUGAUUUUAUCUGAGUCUCUGAGUAUCAAAGAAUAUCAGGUUUUAAUUUAAAUAGAGGACUAACACUAGGGAUCAGGGAAUUUAGUUACAAAGAGUUUUAAAAAAAUCUUUAAAAAAAAAACAGUGUAAGCUGUUGAUAUGGUAAGCGAAUUAUUUUAAUGAUGUAAUAAAAUAUUUUUAAAUUUUGGGAUAGUGAUCAUUUAAUGGGAAAAUAACUCACCAAAAUGUCUCCACUUGAAUUGUACUGAUAAUGUGAGGCAUAUGUGUAAUUCAAUAUAUACAUAUACCUAUAUGUAUAUACAGAAAUUAUUUUUAAUAUUUUCCUACUGUUGUGAAAUUUAAAAUUGGAAAUUUUGUGAGUGUUUUCCAUGUCCAAUAGAGCCUAAUUGUUUCUUUUUUUAGUAAUUUAACAAUUUCUUGAGGGCUGCACCUGUAACUUCCCAGCUUGUCAGUAGACAUGUACAGUACUUGGGAGAAGGUGGACACAAGUGCACAUAUAAAUAAAACCUUCUUAUGACUAUUUCAAACAUUCACUUACACUAGAGGAGCAUUUAGAACUCAUCGCCUCUAAGUCAUAGGUUGUGUGCCUACUGUAGCUUUUUCCAUCGCUGUAUUAUAUAAACAUUUGCAUAUUAAAUUUGAUUUUUCCCAGAGAUAAAUAUAUAAUGUAUCUAUAUUUAGAUCAAACUGUGGUAACAUAUUGAUCAGAACCUAAUGUUGGGGACUAUAGCCUGAACAUGUGGACUUGCAGCGACACAGGAGGAGAGCAGAGGUCAUCCCAUUUGUGUAUACAUUAUUAUAACUAUGAAAUCUUGUACAAAAGCAAAAACUGGAAAAAAAAAGCAAAAAUACAGUUUUUAUUUUGAAAUACAUUUGUUCUCUGGAGAAUGUACUUCCUCUUUUUUUUCUCAAUCUUUUAAGGGUAUUUAAAGCAUUUAAGCAAUGGCAGCAUUUCCUUCAAUCCUACAGGUGCUACUGGAUUUUGCAUUAGUAUGUGAUGUUUUAAAAUCCUAACUUUGACAUAAAAGGUUUUAUAAGUAUUUCCCUGCCUGGAAUAUUAGUUUUUAUUCUCCUCUCCUCAUUCCCUCCUCUCGCUCUGCCUCUCCAGACUAAAAACGAACAUUCAUGAAAAUGCAUUCUCCUUGUCCCUAAAGGAAGUUUGCAGCACCAUCAAAACUCUGAUGCGCUGUCUCCUUUGAACUGUUGGGAGCAGUUAGAGAAGAACUUGUCCCUUAUCUUUUCAGGUGACACUGAAAUGGUAAGCCAUCACAUGACCUUCAAAAAGCCAUGUCUUUGCUCUGUUAAAAUUAAAUGUAUCCUUUAGCA